Messenger RNA from Ostertagia ostertagi, 3939 nucleotides. Lineage: Eukaryota; Metazoa; Nematoda; Chromadorea; Rhabditida; Trichostrongylidae. The record is from the annotation of a GenBank genome assembly.
AUGAGCCGCUCGAGGUCAUCCUCGAGGUCCAGGCACCGACACUCGAGCUCAGACUCCUCAAGCUCGUCGGCCUCAUCAAGGGAGUCGGAGAGAAGAUCACGUUCUCAGUCCAGUUCGAGCUCACCUUCGCGCGAAGGGAGCACAGAUCGAAAAGAGGGACUGAGCUACGUAUCGCCACUAGCUCCACCACCGCCGGACUGCCGCAUCCCCAGGAAGCACGAGUUCCGCUCUGCCAGGGACGAGGUCCCCGCACCUCCCGCCGUGCCCCAGAAGACACUUCGUGUAAGGGUGUCCAUAACAGAGCAAGCUCGAGAACGCUUCGACACGCUAGCCGCAGGAGUGCCGCUCAGCAAUGCCGAGAGAUCCUCACUGCUGAGGGAGUUACCUCUAGUCGCUUCUCUUUUCGGAGAGGUCCCGGCAAUCGACGAACAAUUGCCUCGAGACAGCGACCGCGCCAUUUUAGUCAGGGAACCGGAGCUGCGCACCCUGCACGAAACGCUACUCAAUGUCCUCAACAUUGUCGAGUUGGUCAGGAAGCUCGGCGCAGAUGGCCAGGGCGGCACAUUCGCUGCUCCAGUGAUUGGAUAUUUUGAGAUCCUGGACACACUCGUAUCAGGAUCGCUUAUGGACUUGAUCGUUCUCAGAAGAGAACGGUUUCUCAAAGCCUUGGGAGUCGAACCAAGAAGAGCGAUGCCAUCAUAUCGCAGAUUGCCGUUAGCAGGCUCUACCAUGGUGCACCGCAUGCGCCAGACUCUUAUCCCGGACCUAUUCGGGAAAGAACUCCGAGACGAACUAGCUGCAGGGGACUCAGCAAUCACGAAGUCGUUGCAGAAGCUGAGAGCCAGCGCAAAAAAGAGGAAGGCCACACCUCCACGCCAGAUAAGGAACAGGUGGGCGUAUUCUUAUCCUUUUUUGCCUCGUUCGUUACCUUUAGGAGUUUCUGAUACAAUACUUGACUCCCACGGUGCCCAGGGGUCUAGCGAAGCGACCAUAAAAGAUCCGUACAUGUAUUCAAACCGCAUAGCUGGGAGGUUAGCAGACUUCGUAAAGUCAUGGGAAGGCUUCUCAGGAGACCCCUUCAUUCUGGAAUCCAUCAAAGGAUAUCGAAUCCCCUUCGGGAGACGCAAACCGUGCCUGGCCCUCCCCACCCAUCUCUCUCAAAUGACAACCAGAGCCCUUUCAGAGGAGCUAGAUUUGCUCAGAGAGAAGGGAGCGAUAGAAAGGGUCCCCACAAACACGAAGGUUUGGGUGUCUUCACUUUUCGGGAUCCCCAAGAAGGAUGGUUCAACAAGGCCCAUAAUCAACCUGAAGCCACUCAACGCUUUUCUUGAAAUCCCACAUUUCAAGAUGGAAAAUUUGCACUCUGUGUCAGAUGUAGCUUACAAGGGGGAUUUCCUGGCCAAGAUUGAUAUGAGAGAUGCGUACUUUGCGGUCAAUAUCGCAGCGGAUCACAGGAACUACCUCGCCUUUUGGUGGAACCGAAACCUCUACAGAUUCACUUGCCUACCUUUUGGGCUAGCAACGGCACCCUAUGUGUACACCAAAUUAAUGCGAGUAGUCGCGGCCCACUUCCGGGAGCGCGGAAUAAGAGUAAUUCACUACUUGGACGAUUGGGCUGUGUUUGCAAACACAGAGGAAGAGUGCAGGAGCCAUAUUGCGUAUGCCAUUCAGAUAUUUGAGCACCUAGGUCUCUGCAUAAAUCACGCUAAAUCCCAAUUGGUCCCCACUCAGGAGCUGGAAUUCUUAGGCCUCAUCAUAGACGCAAGGCUCGGUGAAUUCAGAAUCCCUCCCAAAAAGUUAGACCGAAUACGGUCAGAAGCCUCGUCCAUUGCUCAGAGAGGAGCGAUAUCAGCAAGGGAGCUCGCGGCCUUCCUUGGGCGCAUCAAUUUUAUAGCAUUGGCAUCGCCUUAUUCCACGUACAUGACCCGGCGCCUACAGCGUGAGAUGAUAAAAUGCUUGGACCCUCUCAAUAGUGACUCGUUUGAGAACUUAAUACCAUUGAGGGGGGAGACGCUCGCGGAUAUGCUGUGGUUUCGUGACAAGCUCGAUGCCUACGCCAGUCACCCGUUUACGCUUUUCUCUCCAGACAUCACCAUAACAACAGACGCCUCGAAGGCAGGCUGGGGAGCGAUGUGCAACGGUAGAGGCACAGGCGGUAGGUGGACCGAACAAGAGGCAGCUCGCCACAUUAACGUGUUAGAGCUACAAGCAGCGUUCUUCGGUCUGCAAGCCUUUGGUAAUCAGUGGAGGGACACUAGUGUUCUCUUAGAGAUGGAUAACACGUCAGCAAUUUCCUAUCUUAAGCGCAGAGGUGGCACGACAAGUGAAGAGUUAUCGGACCUAGCGCAACAGAUAGGGUCGUGGUGUUGGGAAAGGAGGAUACGCCUUCUCGCAACACAUAGACCGGGUGAACAAAAUCUAUUAGCUGACACCGAGUCAAGAUCGUUCACCAGAGAAGUAGCUGAGUGGUCCUUAGAUAGUUCAGUGUCACAGCAAAUAUUCUCGCACUUGGGCAGGCCUACGGUAGAUCUGUUUGCUUCAAGACUAAACCACAAAUUGAAGCCUUAUUUCUCACUGAAUCCUGAUCCAGGUGCUGCCAAAGUAGACGCUUUCGCGCACAAAUGGUCGGCGACCUUCGGAUACGCUUUUCCGCCAUUCAAUCUAAUCGGACGAGUACUCCGGAAAGCAGUCCGAGAUGGCGCAACGUUGAUACUCGUGACUCCGCUAUGGAGAACACGCAGAGCGGCCGCCAGUCCUGCUCAUAUGCGAGAGCCGACCGUUACUGACCAACGCUCAGGGGCAGGAGCACCCUCUACUAUCGCAAAAGAACUUCAAGUUGCUAGCUUGGAGGAUCUCGCCACAUCCUGGGCCUCUGCUGGGUGCAAUAAACAGGCAAUCAAUACUCUCCUGGCCAGCUGGGCUCCAAGUACUCGGCGACAGUACGCCUCCUCUUUGAGCAAGUGGCAUGAAUAUCUCUUACACAGAGAACCUAAACAAGAAGCUGUUUCCCAUAUAACCUUGUGCAACUUCCUAGCAACCUUGGCGGAUAGAGGUCUCAGCUACUCAUCAGUAGCGUCGCACAAGGCAGCCAUUACCACGGUCUCAGAUCUAUUAUUUGGAACCUCGUGGGGAGAGAACCCGUUGGUUACGCGGUUCAUGAAGGGCCUCUUUCGAAUUAAUCCUCCCAAGGCUAGGUAUUCCGCUACGUGGGAGGUCGACAAGGUGUUGAACUACAUCACCAACCUUGGUCCAAAUUCGCGGUUGCCCCUGAAACAGCUCACUCUCAAGCUCACCAUUUUACUAGCGUUAUGCUCGCCCAAACGAGUGUCAGAGAUAGCUUCCUUCUCCUUGCGAAGCCUUCAAAGGAGUGCUCACCAAUGGGUGUUCUUUAUAGACUAUCGAAAUAAGAACAGGAGAUUUGGACCCCCUCAGUCAGCGGUGUACGAAGCAUACUUAGCUAACAGUCUCCUUUGUCCCGUCAAAACACUAGAGCAAUACCUCGCAGCGACAGAGAAACUCCGCGGCGGGGAGCAGACACUGCUGCUUUCGUACGCAUCGCCUCAUAGACCAAUCUCGUCGGCCACCGUGGCACGGUGGAUCAAAAUGGUUCUGGUUGAAGCUGAUGUAGGGGACGGCUUCGCAGCUCAUUCCACGCGUUCCGCUAGUACUUCUAAGGCAUACAAACAGGGCCUGUCACUAGAGACGAUAAUGAGAGCGGCGGCUUGGGCUCCUGGGUCCUCUACGUUCCAGGACUUCUAUCGUCGUGAUGCUAAAAGAGAAUCGUAUCAGAAAUCGAUCCUGAGACGCAGCAGCAAUAAGGAGAGUCAAACGGCGAACGAGAAAACAGCAAACUGGAGGCGAAAGAGAUCUCCGGAAGCAAGAGAAAAGCCCACCACGCCACGUUCCACCGUCAAAAAGUCCAAAAACAGGACCGAUUGA